Molecule: messenger RNA, 657 nt
Organism: Vitis vinifera (wine grape)
Lineage: Eukaryota; Viridiplantae; Streptophyta; Magnoliopsida; Vitales; Vitaceae
Product: LOB domain-containing protein 33
Exons: 3
Coding region: 1-657 (218 amino acids)
Biological process (GO): hormone-mediated signaling pathway; positive regulation of DNA-templated transcription
Cellular component (GO): nucleus
Source: RefSeq, a predicted model, not a curated record
AUGGCAUUGUCCCCCAAUCUCUCUCACUCAUUUGUCAAGCUCCCCUUUAUUUCUAGAGCCGUGAGGCACAUAAAUGCAAUAGUUUAUGCACUUGCGACUGUUGCUGAUAGCUCAGUGCACAAGGUGUUUGGUGCCAGCAAUGUCUCUAAGCUAUUGCUACACCUUCCCUUGCAUAACCGAGGCGAAGCUGCUAUCACAAUCUCUUAUGAAGCACUCGCUCGGAUGCGGGAUCCUGUCUAUGGUUGUGUCGCUCAUAUCUUUGCACUCCAACAACAGGUUGCCAACCUACAAGAGGAGAUAGAAAUUCUAGGGAACCACAUGGCUACUUUUGCUCCUGAUACUGUUACUGGUGAACAUUAUGGAGCAACUAAUAACCUUAACACUGGCCUGCAAUUUUCUUCACAAACCGACACUCUGAAUAUGCAAGAUUAUCUCAACCAACAGGCUCUGCUACUAUCCCAUGCAGGGAAUGCAACUGCAAAUCAGGCCUUUGACAGCCUAAUGAAUGAACAGCCACCUCCUUUGUAUGGAUGGGAAAACCAGAACUUUUUCUGCGACUCCGACGCAACCCCAUUAGAGAGACUCUUUGAAGGAAUUGACCAAGAGUUCUCUGCCUAUUACCCAUGGUCGGACAACACUACCUAUCCCAAAAACUGA